This is a messenger RNA of Papaver somniferum (opium poppy), 1806 nucleotides long. RefSeq names its product protein FAR1-RELATED SEQUENCE 5-like. The record is from RefSeq and is a predicted model, not a curated record. The transcript has 3 exons. Gene Ontology annotation, biological process: regulation of DNA-templated transcription. Lineage: Eukaryota; Viridiplantae; Streptophyta; Magnoliopsida; Ranunculales; Papaveraceae. The coding region runs from base 1 to 1806 and encodes 601 amino acids.
AUGCGUAUGCGGUCCAAUAAAAUCAUGCCAGAACAUGUGAAGGAUAUAACAGAAAAAUUCCAUAUAGAAAACCUUGAAGUUGGAAAAAUUCCUGUAAUCCUUGAGGGUCGGAAUAUUGGAUUUAAUAAAAGAGAUUGUUGGAAUCAUCUACGCAAUGUUAGGCACAAAAAUUUAGAACUUGGUGAUGCCCAAUCUCUCAUUGAUUAUUUACACAAGAAACAAAGUGAGAAUCCUCAAUUCUUUUAUAGAGUUCAAGUUGACGAACAUGGCAGAGCGGUAAUUUUAUUUUGGGUAGAUGCGCGAUCACGUUUGUUAUACGAACAAUUUGGCGACGUAGUUUUCUUCGACACUACAUAUCGAACAAAUAAAUAUGAAAUGCCGUUCGCACCAUUUACGGGGGUAAAUCAUCAUUAUCAAAAUAUCCAAUUUGGGUGUGCUCUUCUACAAGAUGAGACUGAAGUUACAUUUUCAUGGUUGUUUAGUAAAUGGCUUGAAGCUAUGGGGGAGAAACAUCCAUCAGCAAUCAUAACUAAUCAAGAUGCUGCGAUGGUUGGUGCCAUAAAGAAAGUUUUUCCAAAUGCUCGCCAUCGUCUAUGCCUUUGGCACAUUAAGAAAAAAUUCCCUGAGAAAUUAUCACAUAUUUAUUUUAAGAAGUCAAAGUUCAAGGGCGAUAUGAAAGAAUGUAUUCAUCAUACUUACAAGAUACAAGAGUUUGAAGAAAGGUGGAAAAAGAUGAUUGUGGAGUUUGGUUUAAGCAAAAAUGAAUGGUUAACUGAGUUAUAUGACAUUCGAGAAUCAUGGGUGCCUGUUUAUCACAGAAAUACGUUUUAUGCAGGUAUGAAUAUAACGGGUCGCAGUGAAGGGGUAAAUGCCCUUUUCAAAUCAUUUGUCUCACCAAAAACUAAUCUCAGAGAAUUUGCGGUUCGGUAUGACCAAGUAGUGAAAGAAAUUGUUGAUAAAGAAGAUAGUGAGGAUCUUAUAUCAGAGCAUAAAAUCCCGGUUAUUGAUAGCAAAAAUUUGAUACUUAAGCACGGUGCUACAAUAUACACUCGCAAUAUUUAUAACAAGUUUCGUGAGCAACUAUUAGAUGCACAACGUUUCAAGUCUGAUGAGAUUGAAAGAGGGGAUGAAUUUAAUACUUACUUAGUGACAUCUAAGAUUGGUUAUCCGCAACGGUUCACUGUAAAGAUUAAGCCAGGUUUAUCUUGCAAACAUGUGCUUAAAGUUCUUAUGAAGCUGGAGGUAGAUGAAAUACCACCACAUUUUAUUCUAAAGAGAUGGUUAAAAGGUGUCAAUUCUUUUAGGAUUAUGGAUGAAACGUUACUCUCUGAUAAUUAUGAGAACUCAAAAACACUUAGACUUAGUCAUCUUUGUCGGAGAUCAACUCAGCUGUCAUGUUUUGCUUCAAAGUCAGAUACACUAUAUAAAAUGGCAAUUGAAGGCAUUGAAAAAAUCUUUGCGCAGAUCAGGGAUGAACAUAAUAAGACAGUUGAAGCUGAUAGAACGACUUUAGUUUCAAGCUCUAAAAUUCAAGAAGAUACUGAAGUUGAGAAAUUAAGUCAUCCAUUUAUUGUUGAUCCACAUAUUUCUCAAGUGAAAGGUAGACCUUCUGAAAAAUCGAAAGGAAAAGUAAAUAGUUCCGGUAGAAUGUUAAGUCCUGUUGAAGCAUCAGUACCCAAAAAGAGAAAAUGCUCUUUGUGUGAGGAAUUCAGACAUGACAAAAGAAAAUGCCCACUAAAACCAGAUAAAGAACAAUUGAAAAUUGUUGAACCAUGUUCAACCAAUGAGAACGCCACUGCACUUUGA